CCUGGCCUGCUGUAGAGUGUAUGAACUGACGUGAAUUCCCCCUCAUCUCAGUCGUCAGUUCCACUGGAGCUCUUGCAGACUACAGUCACAGGAGACUACUGAAGAGGACAAUGGAGUACCUGCAAUCCUAUCACUGUUUACUCUGCUACCUUCUGCUGGCUCUUAGAGAUCCUGCACUCUGUGCUAAAGAGAUCACUGUUAGCCCAGCCAACCCCGUUGUCAAGGUGGGAGAUGCUGUGACGUUGAUCUGUGAGACAACCUGCACCCAAGGCAAACCACACUGGAUGAUACUAGACGAGAGCGAUGUCACUCAGAAUACCACAAAAAACAGAAGUUAUCUCCAUAUUGCAGCUGUACACCCGAAUCACGAGGGAAAGUAUACCUGCACAGCAGAAAAAUGUAGGAAACAGAAGAAGGAAACAAUCCAGCUCAGAGUUUACUCUUUCCCGGUGCCUGUCCUGUCCACAGUGCCAGAGAACCCUGUCUCUGGUCAACCUUUUAAGGUGAAAUGCACACUGACAAACGUUUACCACGGAGAUUAUGACACCGUUGAGAUGCUUCUCUCGCACCUUGAGAGGCUUGAAACAGAACACUCCAAAAACUGUAAUGAUGACAGAUUUUGUGAUCAUACGUGGUCUUCUAAGGAUCAGAUGGGCACUAGCAAAACAGAUUAUCAGUGUGAAACCAAUCUUACUAUUGGCCCUAACAGCUUUACUGAAAAGGCUCGUCUUGCCAUAUAUUUCCAGGGUGAUGCUGGUGAUGACUAUAAUGAUCCCAGAAGCACUGCCAUGUCUCCUGAACAGAUGGAAACACAAACAUCAGAACCUGUCAGUACAGAAGGCAAAGGUCAAGGUGAUGCUGGUGAUGACUAUAAUGAUCCCAGAAGCACUGCCAUGUCUCCUGAACAGAUGGAAACACAAACAUCAGAACCUGUCAGUACAGAAGGCAAAGGUCAAGGUGAUGCUGGUAAUGACUAUAAUGAUCCCAGAAGCACUGCCAUGUCUCCUGAACAGAUGGAAACACAAACGUCAGCGCCUGUCAGUACAGAAGGCAAAGGUCAAGCAGUGGAGGCCUCCAGCUCCACCACCACGGCCAUGGUUGCACUGGGCUCCACAGUGGGAUUCCUAUCCAUUCUCUGCUUCCUGGUUCGCCUGAUCAAACGGAGUAAACGCAAGUCACCCUCCAGUGGUCCCGAGAACCAUCCUGAUGGCUGCUGACCACCAUGACAUCAGCUUCAUUUUAUGUUCUCAAGUUUUUGUUUUGUCCUAUGUGUUAAACGUGCAACUUCCUAUAACAACUCAAAAGUAAUGUAUACUGAAUCUGAUCUCCCCAUGUAAUGCCUGCUGUAUAAAUCUUUUUUUUUAGCUAGCUAUUAAAAUUAAAGCAAACAUAUAUCCUACAAAUAAUAAUGUACUGGGAAAAUGCCAAAGAAGAACAGUCAACCAGAAACAUUGUAACUAACAUAAAGCAUACUGUUUGAUUCAUAUUAUAUGUUCAUAAUAAACCUCUUGAGAAACAGGA
Messenger RNA from Oncorhynchus keta (chum salmon), 1521 nucleotides. RefSeq lists its product as uncharacterized. The coding region runs from base 111 to 1217 and encodes 368 amino acids. The transcript is spliced from 10 exons. The record is from RefSeq and is a predicted model, not a curated record. Gene Ontology annotation, biological process: leukocyte tethering or rolling; heterotypic cell-cell adhesion; positive regulation of lymphocyte migration. NCBI's taxonomy places the organism in Eukaryota, Metazoa, Chordata, Actinopteri, Salmoniformes, Salmonidae. Gene Ontology annotation, cellular component: membrane. Gene Ontology annotation, molecular function: integrin binding involved in cell-matrix adhesion.